Messenger RNA from Electrophorus electricus (electric eel), 5069 nucleotides. RefSeq names its product tubulin tyrosine ligase-like family, member 4 (gene ttll4). NCBI's taxonomy places the organism in Eukaryota, Metazoa, Chordata, Actinopteri, Gymnotiformes, Gymnotidae. The record is from RefSeq and is a predicted model, not a curated record. Gene Ontology annotation, cellular component: ciliary basal body. Gene Ontology annotation, molecular function: tubulin binding; tubulin-glutamic acid ligase activity. Gene Ontology annotation, biological process: microtubule cytoskeleton organization; protein polyglutamylation.
CGGUUGGUGUAGGGUUAGUGUAUGGUGGGUGUAUGGUUGGUGUUGGUGUGUGGUUGCUAGGAGGCGGACAGAAGCCUGCGACGACAAAAAAAAGGAAGCGGCUUUCGUGAACAAGAUGUUGCUAUGUAAAGGCAGCACGUCUAGCCCCUUCUCCGUAAUGGAGACACACAUUUAGUCGUUUUUCUGAGUAAUAGGAACACUUCUCCUUCACUUUGAGUAUCAGAAUCCAUACCAGGGGAGUGUACGAUGGCAGUUCAUGGCCUCCAGUGGAGCUGAAGAUUUGAGGAGUGGGGCAUCUCGGUCAGCCCUCGUCGUUCAAGCUAAGUCUGCAGUUGUGCAUUCAUUCAAUGCUCGUGUGUCUUCCAGCCUCACUGAGAAGGAACGGCAUCACCCUGCAGCCCCCGGUGACUCUGUAUCGCGGCCCAAUGUGACAGUGGCGUAUUACCAGCCUCUUCGAACCUCAGGGAUCUCUUCACAGUGUGCCUAUCCGUCAGUGCCUGCAGCACCUACCACUGUAACACGGGUCGUGCAUGACAGGAGUGCAGUUGCUCGUCCUCCUAACGGUCUUGGUAAUAUUGAUACAAGAGCUGCCAACGUGGUCUCAAAGAGCUCAGUUUAUAUAUGUUGCCCCUCUACAGCUUGCCAUAGCCCCUGCUGCCGGGAGGCAUCUGUCUCAAGCUAUCAGUCACACUGGCACUUGAACCCACUCGGGUUAAGGUCAAAACUUUUAGGGAAAAGGUCCUUUUCACCCCAGCUCUCUAUUUAUCUGACUUGUCCCUCUCCACCCAAGUCCUCCUCUCACAGGGCAUCUGUCAUAGUCGAGAAGAUCAUGCCCACAAACCAGUCUUAUCCAUGGACGGACAGCAAGCUUAAAAGUAGCAGCAAAGGGGUUAUUCAACCAUCCACUGCCAAAGUGCCUAUGAAUGUCAGACUAGAGGGACUUGGAGAAGCAAAGGACUUGGAGAAGCAAAGCACUAUACUGUCUGCCUCUCACUGUAAUAGUGGAGACAAGGGAGAUGGCAUAGGAGGUACAGCUAAGUCCACGUAUUUGGAGGACAAAUGCCCAGAUGUGCCUCUGAACCAUAUCUUUGGCGCUCGUGAAUGGCCUCAGUAUGAGAAGAUUGUGGCUGAGGACACUAAAGAGAAUGCACAUGUGGUGGAAUGUUGUGUGGGCCAUGGCACCAGUGAAGCACCUCUGAGAAUGAGAAAGGUCAGCUCUGAGGUAGAGUUCACUGCAGCCAUCCCAAACCUCCCGAAAAGCAUGGCACACGGGCGAAACAGGAUGAUAAAUGGUCUGAGUGCACCCCUCAGGACCAGCGUUGGUCCUCACAGCAGUCCUAGCACAGCCAGGACAGGAACAGGAACAGCCGCAGGUGCCACUUUUUCAACGAAAUCCUCAACCUCUUGCCUUAUUAACGGCAACGGAGAGUCUAGUGUGACUUCCAGUGCCAUUUGUCCAGACGCCAGAACUGAAAAAUACCCCUCUAGUUCUCUCAGUGAUGGAGUGCCUCAGUGCAGUACUCAUGCCAUUCCUGAGAUCAGCCAUAAAGUAGACCCCCUACACUCUCCCACUGUUUACUCAGUUACAAAUCAGAUAUCCUCCAUACACCUCACAAAGGGGAGGUCUCAGUACAUCUUGGAAGAGAACCUGAACCUUUGCCCUAUGAUCCAAGACAAAGAACAUGCUCGUGCGGUCAAUGGUCAGGAGCGUGUUGCCCUUCUAAAGAUUGGAGAGGAGGAUUUUCCAGAUGAGUUGGAGAAUGACUGCAGCGGCAAUGACGAUGAUGGAUCUGAUUGUGAUGCCUUCUCAGCGACAUCUAUGGCAGCCUCAACAAAUACUGAGGAGCCGAUGAGCUCUGAGCCAGAGGAUGAACGGGUGGUGAAGCCAGCACUGGUGCCCAGCCUGUUCCCCUUCAUGCCCCCAACCCUGUACUUCAGUACUGCCAGUGAGAAGGUGGAACUGCUGCCUCUGCAACAGAGGAAACUCCUGAAGUGGAAGAUGAGCAGUGUCACACCUAAUAUAGUCAAGCACACUGUCGCGAGGUCACACUUUAAAGUUACCAAGAAGUGUUAUGACUGGCUGGGCUGCUGGGGUCACCAUAUGAAGUCACCUGGGUUCAAGACCAUACGAAAGUAUCAGAAGUUGAACCAUUUUCCAGGGUCCUUUCAGAUCGGACGAAAGGAUCGUCUGUGGCGGAACCUGUCCAAGAUGCAGGCGCACUUUGGCAAGCUGGAGUUUGGCUUCUUCCCACGGUCCUUUGUCCUCCCACAGGACACGAAGCUUCUGAAGAAAGCCUGGGAGGACGGAGGGGGCCGGCAAAAGUGGAUCAUCAAACCGCCAGCAUCAGCCAGAGGGAUUGGCAUACAGGUUAUUCACAAGUGGAGUCAAAUGCCACGCAAGAGGCCGCUUCUCGUACAAAAAUACCUUCACAAACCCUACCUCAUCAGUGGGAAUAAAUUUGACCUGCGGGUUUAUGUCUAUGUGACCUCUUAUGACCCACUUCGUGUUUACAUCUUUAAUGAUGGACUUGUCCGUUUUGCAAGUUGCAAAUACUCCUCUUCCAUGAAAACCCUUAGCAACAAGUUCAUGCACCUGACAAACUACAGUGUGAACAAAAAGAACUCAGAGUAUCAGACCAACAGUGAUGAUAAAGCCUGCCAGGGCCACAAAUGGGCACUGAAAGCGUUGUGGCACUACAUGGGCUCCAGAGGAAUCAACACCACUCUUAUCUGGGAGAAGAUUAAGGACAUGGUCAUCAAAACCAUCAUUGCGUCAGACCCAUAUGUGAAUACACUGGUGAAGUUGCACGUGCGUUCUCCAUACAGCUGUCAUGAGCUGUUUGGCUUUGACAUCAUGCUGGAUGAGAACCUAAAGCCAUGGGUCCUGGAGGUCAACAUUUCACCCAGCCUGCACUCCAACAGUGCGCUGGAUGUGAGUGUUAAGGGCCAGAUGAUCCGGGAUGUGCUGAACCUGGCUGGCUUUGUGCUCCCUCAGAAAGAAGACAUCCUUCCCUCCAGCAGCAGUGACGGUGGCUCCACCAGCAGUUUGUGUGGAGCAAUGCGAGAGAGAUCGAGAUCGAGAUCAGACCUGUCCGCUGACGAGAAAGUGAAGAGAGCCUUCUAUCUCACCCAGUGCCUCAGGGACCAGGAUUUCUGCUCCACAGUUCUGGAUGUGCUGACCCCCAAUGACGUGCGUGUGCUGGCUGAAAGUGAAGAUGAGUUGAGUCGUCAGGGGGAGUUUGAGCGCGUCUUCCCCUCCCCCGCCUCGUCCCGCUACCUCAGAUUCUUCGAGCACACACGCUACCUCAACAUCCUUCUCAACCAGUGGGAACAGAAAUACUGCCAAGACAGGAGCAAAGGUAUUGAAAUGUUGAGGAGUCUGUGUCAGAAACAAGUGCACUUGGGAAACCUUGAUGACAAUGAGCAUCGUUGGUCUUCAAAAUCAUAUAAAGGAUACAGAUCUGACAUUCACAGUGUCACAUCUGCUAAAACAGAACUAACCAAAUCAAGUGUUACAGUGAGUCAGAAUGUAAGACCCGAGGAGGAAGAGGAGGAGGAGGAGGAGGAUUGGUCUGACCCUGAGGUUCAGUCACUGACCUCCAGUCUUCCAGACAUGAGUCUCCUGGGUUCAAUGAACUCAAGCCUGAGUUCAGUCACUGACAGCCAGCCAUCUAAAUUCAGGAGAGCAGACAUGUAGGGCUUUCAGCCAACACCACAAAACACAAAAACUCUCACACUAGCACAGCUUAUGGAGGGGAUCUGAGGUCCAAAGGUGGAAGAUGGAGGAGAGGGGCUGGAUGUGAAAAAUCUACUAGAAAUUGCUGGCCGACCCAAGUUUGUUUGUUCAUGGAUGUUGCCUUUUCCAAGACCACAGGUGUGUGUUUCAAGGGGAGACUAGUAGAUGUCUUUGGAGUUCACAUUCUGAUAAGUUUAUAUAUGUAAGCUUUUAUUCGCUUGAGGGGAGUGAAUCUAGAGUCAUGCCUGUGUGCAUGAGCCAAUCAGAUACCUUUUCCUGUUGUUUACAUUUUAUGUCCACCUAACUUUUGGGGACCUAGUUCUGCUAACUGGCAGGUGAAUUUUUGGAGGAAAAAAGUUGUAUUAUUAUUAUUAUUAUUAUUAUUAUUAUUAUUAAUAAUAAUAAUAAUAAUAAUAAUAAUAAUAAUAAUAAUAAUGAUGAUGAUGAUGAUAGAAAUGAAUUGAGUCAUGAAUGAUUUGCAUUUCAAUUAAAGGAAAGUAACUUCUGGUUUAGGAUUUUCAUAUUAAAAGUAUUUGAAUGAAUGUAACUAGUGGUUGUGGGGGGGAUUUUUUGUGUUUUUUUUGUUAGUGAGAGCAAAAAAAAUUCAACAAAUAAUACUAAUUAAAUAAUGAUUUGAAAUAAAAAAAAAAUUCCUGUAAUUAUUUUUGACAUACCUAGGUCUGAUUAUUUUAAGUAUGUCGCUACUCUUACAACUGGUCAGUAUUUUGGUACUGUGGCGCUGACAAUAGUUGGUUCCUUGGGGGUGGCUAGACAUAAAGGAUCACUACACAUGGCUUUACAUUGUACUCAUCAGUAUCUAGCUGUCCACUUUGUGUGUGUUUUUUAUUUGCUAUAAUGGUAUACAGCAGGCACUUGAAAAUGCACUGAGAUUUCAUGCUUGGUUUAGUCUAGUAAAUGUGCUCAGAGUCUGUAGUGCUGGGCCAGGCUGAAAGAUGGCUAGUGAGGCGAAUGCCAGAAGCAAAAAGCCAUGUAACUCAUCAUGACACAUGGGGUAAAAAUAGCCACUUCUAUAAUGGCAUAGUGAAAUUCUAAAACGCUUUCCUGCUACCAGUAACUGAGUAUGAAACCUUUCAAGCAAAGAAUGCACUAAACAAGGCUGUUGUUUUUUGUUUUUGUUGUUUUUUUUUUAGCCUGAACAGCUGUUUUAAGUGUCUCUCUAAGGCUUCCUUUGAUAUUAACAACAUACUUUUUAACUGCCUACUUAAUUUCCAUGCACUGUAAAUGAAUUUAGUUGUCAUAAAUAUCUUAAAUACCAGUGUCAUGUUAAUAAAGGUCAAGCUUGAAUGAGCUUUCAAGAUGGCUCAAAUCUUAA